Athalia rosae (coleseed sawfly) is the source of this 2288-nucleotide messenger RNA. RefSeq names its product UDP-glycosyltransferase UGT5-like. Lineage: Eukaryota; Metazoa; Arthropoda; Insecta; Hymenoptera; Athaliidae. The coding region runs from base 290 to 1888 and encodes 532 amino acids. The record is from RefSeq and is a predicted model, not a curated record. Gene Ontology annotation, molecular function: UDP-glycosyltransferase activity. The transcript has 7 exons.
CGCGUUUUGUGUGCGUAGAUGUCUGUCCCGUAGUUAUAAAUCAUAGAGUUGCAACGGAGCACUCUACUCGACACUGUUCUAUAAUUAUGAAAUAUCUUCUCGGACGUAAUAGCGUGAAGUAGGUACUUCAAAGUUCAUUCCGAAGGGGACAUUCGAAUGACGCGUAAAUCCAACUAAUGUUACGCAAUGUGGUAUCGGUACCUGUUAUCACCACGGUAAAUUGCCCCGUGAUCAUUCAAUCGCCGUCGGCCGACCAGAACGGGUCCAACCUUUCGUAAGCUGCAACGGGAUGGCGUCGAGCGCAUUGCUGAUUCUCGGAGCAGUUGGACUCCUGGGAUUUUCAGCGCCGUUGGUAUCGUCGCUCAACAUACUUGGUAUCGCGCCUCUACCUUCAAAGUCGCAUCAUUUGUGGCAUACGGAAUUGAUGAAAGGAUUGGCCAGGAAAGGUCAUCAAAUAUAUUCGGUCGGCAUUGAACCAACGGAAUUCGGAGACAGCGUCGUCCGAGAAAAUCAAACUAGGUCAAUCGUCCUAGAAGACAUGAUAUCUUGUCUGAACAAAGACGGUAAUUUCGACCCUAUUUCAUGGCGUAAACUGAGUCCGAUGCAAACUACCGUUGAGUUGUAUUCCGUUUGUAACAUCCUUUGCGAUUACGCAACGAAAACCAAUGGCGGCAAAGAGGCUCUGGAACUAGUCAGAAAUACAAAGAUAGACGUCAUCGUGAUGGAUAUCACUAUGGGACAGUGUUUCUACGGGCUUCGGGAGGAAGCCCUUGGUAAUCCACCACUCGUUGGAUUUACGCCAUUCGGCUCUCCGGGUUGGGUGAAGGAUAUAGUAGGUGGUAGCAACUGGCCGGCGUUCAAAGGUUACGAAAAUUAUCAGAAGGCGCCUCCUUUUAAUCUGUGGGAAAGGACGUGGAAUUUGAUUUAUUAUCAAGUGGACGACUUCUGUAGAAAAUUUUAUUAUCUACCGAGGGAGAAAGAAGUCGCCGAGGCGUAUAUCGGCAGAAAAUUGGAGAAAUCCUUGGAAGACAUAGAGAGAGAAAUGACCACGCUGUUAACGAAUACCCACGCGAGUUUCGAUGCGGGAACGUUUUUACCGCCGAACGUCAUCGAAAUCGGUGGACUUCAUGUCAAAGAUACAAAACCACUGCCGCAGGAUAUCAAAAAGUUCAUCGACGAAGCCGAACACGGAGUGGUCGUAUUGUCGCUAGGAACUAACGUCCAGAGCAGUACGUUGGGAACGGAGAAAUUACAGGCGAUUGUUUCCGCAUUAGGACAAUUGAAGGAAAGAGUAGUGUGGAAAUUCGAAACGGAUACUUUGCCUAAUCUACCUAAGAAUGUCAUGAUAAAAAAAUGGCUUCCCCAAAGUGACAUAUUGGCUCAUCCAAAAAUACGAGCUCUCUGGUCUCACGGCGGCCUUCUGAGUACUCAGGAGGCUGUUUGGCGUGGAAUUCCCGUGAUAGCAAUGCCAUUCUUCAUGGACCAGUACCGCAACAUCGACAUGUUGGUCAGCAAAGGAGUCGGAUUGCGCCUUGAUUACGAUUCGCUAUCGACCGAAACCGUCCUGAAGACUCUUAAACAAAUCCUCACCGAUCCUGGUAUUACGACCAGGAUGAAGAAGCUCUCAGCGGCGUACAGAGACAGGCCCAUGUCUCCGAUCGACACAGCGAUUUGGUACAUCGAACACGCCGUUCGGCAUCCCGAUGGUCCGUUGAGUUCCCCGGGCAGAAAUAUGAGCUGGGUACAGUUCCACCUCGUCGACGUCUACGCGGUACUGGGACUUGUUUUUCUCCUGGUCGCCUGGAUUUUGAAACUACUUCUGAAAACGGUGUACAACCUCGUCUUCCGGCGCGGAAACAAAGUAGAACCUAAACUGAAGCGGAAGUGAUCGAAGACAUUCUCGUCGUGGUAUGCUGCUCGGCCACUUCGUGGCAAGAAAGUAACGCUUUUUAGAUGAUCAUCACCACCUUCGGCCGGGCAUUCGCUAUCUUUCGUGGUUACAGGAAUAUUCCUCGUGUCAAUACGCUAGGAAGCGAUGUUUUUAUUGGACAAUACUUUAGAAAACUGUUCCACCCGCUACGACGUUCCAGUGUUGGCCGUUCGUCGAUUCGAGCUAGCCGACUGUAGGUUCUCGUUCAACAUGAAUAUGGGAAUCGAUUCACUGUUCGUUUCAUGAAACUGUACGUUCAAUGAAAUUAUUGUCAAAGUUCAAAAUUCAGUGCACUCACGGAUGUAUCGAAAAAUUUUCUUUUUUUUUUCUCAAAUGAGAGAUAAAACACCGAACUGUA